This is a messenger RNA of Lycium ferocissimum, 1904 nucleotides long. Its product is annotated as calcium uptake protein, mitochondrial-like. Gene Ontology annotation, cellular component: uniplex complex. Gene Ontology annotation, biological process: calcium import into the mitochondrion; mitochondrial calcium ion homeostasis. The coding region runs from base 71 to 1444 and encodes 457 amino acids. Gene Ontology annotation, molecular function: calcium ion binding. The transcript is spliced from 7 exons. The record is from RefSeq and is a predicted model, not a curated record. Lineage: Eukaryota; Viridiplantae; Streptophyta; Magnoliopsida; Solanales; Solanaceae.
CAUUUUCCUAAUAUUUAAAGUAUAGAAGAUUGUUGACAUCCGAUUCCGAGUCUUUGUUUUCAACAAAAGUAUGCCAGUUUGGUCAGCUCUCCGGCGGUCUCUACAACCCACCCGUUGUAUAUCCAUAACCCAACUCCCCCAUAUUCGCCAUUUAACUGCAACUAAUGUACAGCACCAUCCAAAAACAUCUUUCCUCAAAUGGAUUGGUGGAUUCAUUACCACUUCCACUUUAGCUUUCACAUUUUACUCCUUUUCUUCCCCCAAUUACCCUUCUUUCUCUUUUUCCGACACUCUUGAUCAUCAUCCACCAAAGUAUCUCUUUGGAGAUGCUUACAGAAGAAAAGUGUUCUUUAAAUAUGAAAAGCGUAUUAGGAUGCGAAGUCCUCCUGAAAAGGUGUUUGAGUACUUUGCAUCUUUUGAAGCCCAUGAUGGAGAAAUACUUAUGACACCAGCAGAUUUAAUGAGAGCGGUUGUUCCUGUGUUCCCUCCAUCUGAAUCACACCUCAUGAGAGAUGGACAUCUCAGAGGUGAAAGAAGUCCGGGUGAACUGCGAUGUGCCCCAUCAAAGUUUUUUAUGCUUUUUGACACAAACAGUGAUGGCCACGUAUCUUUCAAAGAGUAUAUAUUCUUUGUGACCCUGCUGAGUAUCCCUGAAUCAAGUUUUUCAGUGGCAUUCAAGAUGUUUGACCUCGACUGUAAUGGAGAGAUAGACAUUUAUGAAUUCAAGAAAGUAAUGACUUUGAUGCGAGCUCACAACAGGCAAGGUGCUCAUCACAGUGAUGGACUUCGAGCAGGGCAUAAUUUAGGUGGUCAUGUAGACAAUGGAGGCCUAUUACAAGACUUCUUUGGUGAAGAUGGCAAGAAACGCCUCCAAUAUGAUACAUUUGUCCAAUUCUUGAGAGAUCUGCAUGAAGAAAUGCUAAAAUUGGAGUUUGCCCACUAUGAUUACAAGUCUCGAGGGAGCAUUUCAGCAAAGGAUUUUGCCCUGUCCAUGGUUGCUUCUGCUGAUUUGAAGUACUUAAACAAGUUGCUUGAUCGAGUUGAUGAUUUAGAUAAUGAGUCACAACUAAGUCAUAUUCGGAUUUCAUUUGAGGAAUUCAAAAGUUUUGCUGAGCUGCGCAAGAAGUUGCAACCAUUUUCACUGGCACUUUUCUGUUUUGGGCAAGCGAAUGGGCUUUUGACUAGAAGUGAUUUUAAAAGAGCUGCUUCUCAAGUAUGUGGAGUCUCUCUCACUGACAACAUGAUAGAACUUGUCUUCCAUCUUUUCGAUACAAAUCGUGAUGGAAGUUUAAGCUCAGACGAGUUUAUUCGAGUUUUAGAGAAGCGAGAAAGGGAUAUUGCUGAGCCAACUGAAGCAGGUAUCCUCAACUUUGUGUCUUGUUGUGGGAAUUGCACACGAAACUACAAAUCCUACUUGCUUUCUUCAUGGUCAACCUCUUGUUGACGGGAGGAGGACCUACUGGAAUAUUGGUGAAGUGAUAACUGCUUGAAUGGUAUCCUGGAUUUUUUUUUUUUUUUGUUUAAAUAAACUGUAUGAAGGGGGGUUUUGGCACAACAACAAGAACCCUUUAGUAGGAGAUUACGGGUUCAAGCCAUGGAAACGUCUUGCAAAAAAGCAAAGAGGUAAGGUUGUAGACUUAAUGUGGUCUGCAUUUCCCUGAACCCUGCGCAUAGGUGAGAGUUUAGAUCACCGGGCUGGCCUUUAAAUAAACCGUAUUAAUAGCGACAAACAAUUGUAGCGUCAAUUUUUUCCAGAAAAUUGUUCCAGACGUUAGGGGUUGAUCGUUUGUAGUUAUAAGGCCAAGUAUGAAACUGUAGCAGGAAGUCUUGGAUGUGUUGUACCUGGAUAGACUUCGAAAUUCUACAUUUAAUUAUGGAGUCUAACAUGCUGUAGUUUGAUGUUA